Messenger RNA from Adineta ricciae, 2730 nucleotides. NCBI's taxonomy places the organism in Eukaryota, Metazoa, Rotifera, Eurotatoria, Adinetida, Adinetidae. The record is from the annotation of a GenBank genome assembly.
AUGAAGAAAUAUUCAUUGUUUUCAAUCAAUUUUGUCGUUCUCUUCACAAUUUUUAUUCUACCAAUAAGUUCUUAUGAAUUAUCCAAUGAAUUUCUAAAUGUUCGAUUUAAUUUAUCAAACGGACAAAUAGUUUCUUGGAAUUAUAAGUUGCAAUCAACGAAUGUAACAAACGAAAAGAGUACUAUUGCCAUCAAUGGAACUACCAUCGAUUGUUCGAAACUAUUCAACUAUCAACAAGAUGUUCAGUCGAUUAAUUUCACGUAUUCAUGUUCCGAUCAAUUCGAUGAGCAAUUAAUCACAAUCUAUACACUUCGACCUCAAUGGGAGUUUCUUAACAAACAAAUUUAUUUCACCAAUAAAUAUAAUAGAACUAUAACAUCGCUUCAAACGACAUUUUCAAUCCUGAAUUGGAAUAUCACAUCUGUGUCUAUCAUUGAAAAUCAACAAGAUUUAAGUAAACAACACACGGCUUUCUUGCGAACCAAUUUGAAUUCUGCUUUGGGAAUAUUCACCACAUGGCAAAAUCCUUUCGGCUCUUAUGCAGUUACAUCCAACAAUCAAACCAUUACCAGUUCUUACAACAUAGGAAUGAAUGUCCCAUAUUUAAGUGAAGGUUUUCUGAUUGGUUUCUAUCAAUUAUCUCUGUAUUGGCAUACAAACGAGAUUAACUAUAAUGAAAGAAUUGCUUAUGAAAAAGCGACAAGUUUCUUCUAUCCAGUUCCACAACGUCAACAAUCGAUCAAGCAUGCAGUCGGUUGGGAUAGUAAUGAUUAUCAAAUCGAUAUUUCAACAUCUCAUGGUGUCGACGAAUACAAACGUUUGAUCGACCGAUGUGCUCAGCUCGGCAUUAAUAGUAUCACAUUUGCACCAUCGAAUGCCAAUGUGUCGAGUCGUGAUCGUAGCACUGAUGAUUGGAACUGGGAGAGCGUUUUGUUUUUAACAUUAGGACAACAAAUUCGUCUAGAACAAUGGAAACCAUAUCGUGAUCCAAUUCCUGCUACGAUCGAGCGACUGUUAGACUAUGCUGCAUUGAAGAAUGUUAAAUUAGUUCCGUACGUUUAUCCACCGUUAGGUUAUCGAGCUGCCGGAAGAGAUCAAGCAUGGUUAUUUCCAAGUCCACAUUGUCGAACUGUUUGUGCAUCGUUAGCAAGUAUUGAAUUUCAACAAUACUUUCUUCAAUUACUGAUCGAUUUCGCACAAGUAACAGAUAUUGGCGGCUAUGCUUGGGAUUAUAAUUUCUUCUACGAUUCUAAUCACACGGCAUACAGUCAAUGGCGCGGUUGGCAGUGGGUUCGCACCGAGUUACUUCUUGCCUUACCCCAUCUGAUUAUGGAUCAUCGGUAUUCAUCCCAAUUCGAUGGACCAUGGUCAUGGAUAACACUCAAUGGUUACACAUCACCUCUGUUAAGUGAUGAGAAUCCGGAAACAUAUCCAAUUCUAUACCCAUCAUUACAUUCUGAUAAAAUAUCUGCUGAUUUUAUGCGACAAGGCAAUGUUGAACUACGUAUUAAACACUUUGCGGCAAUGGAUGCUAUACCUGGUUUCAUCGGUCAUCAAUCAGAACGCUCUGCAGCAGAUGGGAGUUUACCAUGGGUUGAUAAUAACUUACGAGAUUUUGAUUACAUGGGCUUUCCAUAUUCAUUAUUGUCGAAUAUCGCCACAUCGGGUCUCAAUCUGAUUCAUACGUUGCUACCAGCAAGAGAUGUCGAAGAAUUCUAUUUAUUGCCAGCAGAUUUCAUUCAGUUUUGGUCGUCGUGGUUAAAAUGGACCGAUGAACACAUAGAGGAAAUAAGAAAUGCUAUUCCUUUCAAUGCUGAACAAGAUUGGUCAUUAAUGAAAUGCAAUGGUCAUGAUGGAUUUCUGUUCCUGUUCAAUCCAAGCUAUAAACAAGUCACUCGCACGAUUCAACUCGACGGAAAACUAAAUUUACGUUAUCCUGAUCAACAAGGCUACUGGCUAUUAAAAGAGAUCUAUCCUCAAGAAAGAUAUCUUCAAUUAGUUGAAUACAAUCAAACUAUAAGCUUGUUAUUAGAUGGACAAAGUGUCACGGUCUAUGAAUUAAUAUUUCCUUCAACAAUUGAUCAGGCAAUUCUUGUUGGAAUCACCGGUCAAGCUUACUUUGCUAAUGAAUAUACCUUAAUGAUCGACGGUGUUUAUGGUGAAGUGGGAACCGAGACUACAGAGUCAGUAUUUAUUAUUUUACCAAGUAUAAAAUCGAUUACAAAUGUUUAUUUGAACGGUAUUGAAAAACGUUUCGAACAAGAUCGUCAAUUUAUUCUCUUAACUGACUCAUUAAUCUUCCCUGGUUUAUAUUUACCACGUUCAGCUGAAGUUUUAAAUAACUCAAUUCUAGUCAGUGAUCUUUUACUCGAACAAUUAGCUCAACGCCAAGCUCAAUACCCGCUUCCAUGGCAAGAAAAAGAAUUGAACGACGCAUCAUGGCUAGGACCACAUCGUCUUCUUCUAUUCAUUUCUAUUCUCAAUCCCAAUGACCAAUGGAAUAUUACAGCUGAGAUCAAUCACACUCCCAUUCAAGUACACAAAGGCUACAAUACGCGUGAUCAUAUCGAUCGAGAUCGUUUUAUGGGUUACUACUUAGAUUUGACUGGUGUUGUGACACAAGCUAAUGUUGGCUAUGAAUUAACAUUAAAAAAUAUGCCAACACUUAAUCCUGGACAGUUGCAGGGCCUGUUUUUAGAAAAUAUCGAAAGAAUUCUUGUUCGACCUUGA